Mirounga angustirostris (Northern elephant seal) is the source of this 4846-nucleotide messenger RNA. It is a transcript of the gene ST6GALNAC3, whose product is annotated as ST6 N-acetylgalactosaminide alpha-2,6-sialyltransferase 3. Gene Ontology annotation, biological process: ganglioside biosynthetic process; oligosaccharide metabolic process. Gene Ontology annotation, molecular function: alpha-N-acetylgalactosaminide alpha-2,6-sialyltransferase activity. The transcript is spliced from 5 exons. Lineage: Eukaryota; Metazoa; Chordata; Mammalia; Carnivora; Phocidae. Bases 149 to 1066 code for a protein of 305 amino acids. The record is from RefSeq and is a predicted model, not a curated record.
GCAGCUCGCACGGCGGUCCCCUUAUUUGGAUCUGCGGGAAUGUGGGCUGGAGCGGUCCUGCCGCGGUACCAGCCUCCAGCCUGUCGCCGGGACUGCCCCUGACCCAGGCGCGCCCGCUGCUCGGUGGCAGAAGGGCCGGCGGAGCGCCAUGGCCUGCAUCCUGAAGAGAAAGUCUAUGAUUGCAGUGAGCUUCAUAGCAGCGUUCCUCUUCCUGCUGGUUGUGCGCCUUGUAAACGAAGUGAAUUUCCCACUGCUGCUAAACUGCUUUGGACAGCCUGGCACAAAAUGGAUACCGUUCUCCUACACAUAUAGGCGGCCCCUUCGAACUCACUAUGGAUACAUAAAUGUGAGGACACAAGAGCCUCUGCAGCUGGACUGUGACCUUUGCGCCAUAGUGUCAAACUCAGGUCAGAUGGUUGGCCAGAAGGUGGGGAAUGAGAUAGAUCAGUCGUCCUGCAUCUGGAGAAUGAACAAUGCCCCCACCAAGGGCUAUGAAGAAGAUGUUGGCCGCAUGACAAUGAUUCGAGUCGUGUCCCAUACCAGCGUUCCUCUUUUGCUAAAAAACCCUGAUUAUUUUUUCAAGGAAGCAAAUGCUACUAUUUAUGUCAUUUGGGGCCCUUUCCGCAAUAUGAGGAAAGACGGCAAUGGCAUCGUUUACAACAUGCUGAAAAAGACUGUUGACAUCUACCCGAAUGCCCAAAUUUACGUGACCACCGAGAAGCGCAUGAGUUACUGUGAUGGCGUUUUUAAGAAGGAAACUGGGAAAGACAGAGUCCAGUCUGGCUCUUAUCUCAGCACGGGGUGGUUUACCUUCAUUCUGGCCAUGGAUGCCUGUUACGGCAUUCACGUCUACGGGAUGAUAAAUGACACCUACUGCAAGACAGAAGGAUAUAGAAAAGUCCCCUAUCAUUACUAUGAACAAGGAAGAGAUGAGUGUGAUGAAUAUUUUCUUCAUGAACAUGCUCCAUAUGGGGGGCAUAGGUUUAUCACUGAAAAGAAAGUGUUUGCUAAAUGGGCCAAGAAACACAGGAUAAUAUUCACACACCCAAACUGGACAGUGUCUUGAUGUUAGUUUUUUCUGAUCUUGCCACAACACUUGACAUGAUCAUAAUACCACAACUGUGAUGCUCAUGAUGCUGAUGAUGGUGACGAUAAAGACAAAAACACUGACCAAGUUUCUGUACAUUCUCCGAUACGGAUGGUGACUCUGCCAGUAAUUUGAACUUGGGAUUUCAUGGAGGGUGGAUGUGCUCUUUACACUCUUUCUGAAGGUUCAACAUUACAUAUACCGCACUUUAUAAUUUAACUGGAAUUUAAAUGAAGGCCAGUAACAUGACAGCAGUGACCUAAGACAUGGGAAGAUUAUCCUUCAAGAUAGCUGCCCAGAAUUCUUGAACAGUGAGUAACUUUCAAAAGCCAUGGGAUUUGGCCUCGUGAGGCAAAGUUAUUGACUCUCUGGUCUCUUGAACUUGAGCAGUUCCACCAUCUUGAAGAAUGGUUGAUUGUCAAACACUGACCCAAGAAAUGCUAUCUGGGUACAAGUAUCGUACCGCAGUUACUAGUUAGCCUAGAGGCAGAGAAGGAAUCUCUUCCUGACAGACCCUGGUCCUACAGUACCUCCUAUAGCUAAAGCCUCAGGCCAUUGCCUAAUUAACAAUGAAGAUAUCACAGACAUCCUACCCAUCAGGAUUCUUCAACAAUUCAAACACUUAAUUCAAAAUGGGCCAACUAGCAAAUCUUGAGGAAUUUUCACUCUCACCACUCCAUCCUCACUACCCCAAACAAUAUAACUAAACAUGUCACUAGAGUGAUCUCUAUUACUGCUUAGUUAUUUUUGGUCGAGUCCUAAAUAUUUCAGAAAGCUAUUUAAUAUGUAAGAUACCAACACUGUAAUAACAUAUACUGUGAAAGCGUUCUUUAAACAUAACCAAAAGGGUUUGCUAAUUGUGCUUCAACAUCCAACAACACAAAAAUAUAUGCUUUUUAAAAUCAUGAAACAAGGAAAGCAAAGCAUAUUUUUACAUCACUUUGUAUCCUACCAUACUUCAUAAUAUAUAUUUGUAUAUUCAGAUUUCUACUUUAUAGGCUCAGCUGCAUCUCUCCAUACAUUACAUUAUCGUUGCCAAGUGCCAACCACUAGACAUGGAGAGGAAAUGAUUCCUUGUAUUCAAUCUGACCAGAGCUUUUGCCUUCUUGGGGUUCAUUUUCCCCACAGUGUAUCAGUUGUUAUACCAGAAUAACAACACUAAUAAUGACCUUAAUGUCCAAAGUGCUUUAUCAUUUAAAGUCCUUAUACAUAUGCUGUCCUAUGUGAUGCCUGUGACCACCCCACUGGGCUAUUGCCUGCACAUUCUGACGUCUCCUUAGCAGAUGAUCUGCAAUUUGUUCAUUGCUUUGAUAUAUUCCAGAUCUUUCCCUCUGCUAAUAUUUGUAUAGAAUAGCAUUUAUGUAGACUAGUAACCAAUUGAUUUCAGUGCCAAAUAAAUAUAUCAGGAUUUUGCAAAAAGUAUCACAAGGAUCGUCCUGGCCAUAGACUAGGACUCCUGUGAAUGUAGGUACUUUUGAAUUUUUUUUUUUUAAUGACUUUUUAGGUAGAGAAAAAUGAGGAAGCAGGGACAACAGGAGGGAAUGAAUGCAGAGAAAUACAGUUUCCUGUCCCAUCUUGAGAUGACAUUGUUCUCCAUACACUCAUUGCUCAUUAAAUAUGUGAGGCUUGAUUUGCUGAGAGAGUGGCCGAGAGACCAAAAAUAUCCUUGCAAAUGAUUCAAAAGACACAGCCGAGCUUAAUUGACAGAACGAUUUGAAGGAUGAAAGUGAUGACGCAUUUCACGUGAGCAGCCUUCUGGAGGUCUUUACCAGUGCUGGGUCCCAUGAUAAGUUCUCAUUAAAUGGGGCCAUCUUGGGCAAAAGCCUCUUUGCUGCUCUCUGCUUGCCAUUUGGUUAACACCAAUACUCAGAGCCAAGAAAAUGGCCAAACGCCACUUCCAUCAACACUCCUGUUUUUUCCUCGUGUGCUUUUCAGUUCUAUGUAUGUCAGGUUUUGUUGAGCGGACGAUGGAUGGAAAUGCCCACUCAAAGAAAAAUAAACAGAUGCAAAUGUUAAAAUUGUAAUACAGAUGGUUUUCCCCCCUGUUUUGACACAGAAGUUCCACUUUUAAAUAAAAAGGAACACUUGAUUAUCAGAAUGCUUCAGGGAAUGCCAUAAUUUAUUUUGUUUUCUGGUAAAUGGAGGGUUAAAUCGAUUUGUUUUAGUCCUUACUAAUAAGACACUUUGCCCCCUUCCUGGCUCCCCUGCCUCUCCAUGAAAGAGACUUUGCCAUACCCACACGUACCCUGCUGUGGGAGGUGUGUGUAGAAAAGUCAGUGUUUCCUCUGGAAGGGUGAGGGGGGGCCUCCCCUCUCCUCUCUUCCUUCCUCUCCCUUCCCCCCCUUUUUUCCUUAACUGAACCCCAACCCCACUUUCUAUUGUUGUUGUCUCUUGCCUCCUUUUCUCUAAAAGUGGGAAACAAAAAAAACAGUAUUCUUAAUUUAGAAACCUAAUUAGAUGAUUUCCAGUGUAAUCAGCAUUUUGAUAGAAUCACGUAACUUAUUUUUCUCUGCAGUCUUAGUGUUCCCUGCUUCCAUUUCCUGUUCCUCUUUACCCUCAGCUUCCCAAUUCUAGUGGGAAUACAAAGUGUAAUUUCUCCCAUAUUGAGAAAUUUGUCAUCUAAGAUUUACGGAUAGAGAAGAGAAUGACAAAGGAGCAAUUCAGACUUGUCACACAAGUUUCUGGCCAAUUUCACUGGUUCUAGCCAACUGAAAGAUUUCAUCCAGCAGCUAAACUUUGAAGAAUUCAACCAAACUCACUCAUCACUGAUGUAUAUGUAUUCCAGAAGUUAAUUAACAUCUGUAAAAAAACAAACAUAUUCCAAUUCCAUCCAAGGCUCUAGGCAAAUGGACUAUUGAAAAUGGCCACAAUUUGCUGAAAUCAGCGUUAAAAACAUGCAAGCUAGAAAUAAUAGAGUAAAUAUUAUUUUUAAUUCUGCAGAAUUUUAGAAAAAAAGCAAGGAAAUUUAAAAAGAGUUUUAAAAUGAAUGUUUGAGUCCUUUCUAAGUUAGCCUCAUGACUAAGUAGUAAUGAUUUAUAUUGUUAUGAUGGUAAUGUGAAUUAGAAAACUUCUAGACUAUAUCUUACCUUGCUAUGAAGCCUAUCGAAGAAAAACCAAUUUGGAAGGAUGUUUGUAUAUAUGCACAUAGAGUUAGUGUGUGUGUGUGUGUGUGUGUGUCUAAAAUCAUACCUGUAAUCCUAUAUUUUUCAGUGAUGUGUAUGAAUCACAGAAAACCUGUUUUAGACUUCAAUGAAAUUUGUUGGUUUACAUUUUGAAUCCUGAUGAAAAAAUAAAGCAAAAAUCCAAAUUAAACAUACUGAUUGUAAAGAGUACAUAGAUAAUAUUCAAUGGCUGGCCCAUAGAAUAAAGCUGGAGAAGCAGCUCUAUCUAGAACUGUGAACACAGUCAGGUGCCGCACUUGUCACAGAUCAGAACUCUAAGGAUAGCAAUCUCUGUUGUAGGCUCUGACGAUCGCAGUUCAGCUAGUCACACUAAAAAACACUACAUCAAGCUGCAUUCACACUGAAGUGAAUGAACAUUGGUCCCCUUAUUCAAAUAAGCCUGUCUUUGACAUAAGCAAAACUCAGAUUUGCAUGGUUUUUAUUAUAUGGCUAGAGAACUGUGACCAUUGUGAAAAGAGAAAAGUGUAUAAGGAGAUUACACUUUGAGGAUUUGAAAUGAAUCAGCUGUUGUGGGAGCAAGUCUGAAUUGGGGACUUUGCUGACCUUUCCAGAAGUAUAAAGCCAUCAGAAGAGAAUC